This is a messenger RNA of Geodia barretti, 2616 nucleotides long. The record is from the annotation of a GenBank genome assembly. NCBI's taxonomy places the organism in Eukaryota, Metazoa, Porifera, Demospongiae, Tetractinellida, Geodiidae.
AUGUCCUCCAGCAAGACCGACCCAGUUCUCUCUCCUCUCUCUCUCCCUUUCCCUCCUCGUCCUCCUGCUUCUGCUCGACCAGCCAUAGUUUCACGAGGUCAGAGCGCUGGAGGGAAGAUGAGCGGCGGUAAAGGAGCUACAAACACGGUGCACGUCAAGUACCGAAAGAUCCAUACGUCAGACCUCAAGUAUGACGACAAGUUUCUGGAGAGAGGCACGUACGGAGACGUCAAGAAGGCCACCUGGCAGGACAAGAACGUGGCAGUGAAGAUGUUCCCGUAUGCAGAGAGGAAGGGAGGCUUUUCUGAGGAGCUGGUGUGUCUGACAAUGCUACACGAACAUGCCUACAUUGUCAAUCUCCAUGGCGCUCAUCUCGGAAACUCACAGACUGACAGACCAUUCCUAGUACUGGAGUUUGCCCCAUACUCACUGGAGAAAGUCCUCCACAAGUUUAGAGAAGAACUGGAGUACACGGUCGACAACGUGAUGAGUUGGACGGUCCAAAUGGUCAUCGCUCUCGAGUUCAUCCACAGCAAAGACAUGUUACACAGAGACAUCAAGCCCUCCAAGUCAGUGAAGCAGUAUAGUCACUUACCCAGACCCAACACUCUUAUAUGGCAGUAUGUAAGGGCAAAAUGUUACUGAAAAUUGGAAACUUAAUUGCAUUCUUUCACUGUGCCCCAUUGUUUUUCUAUAUAUAGUAACAUUUAUGAUUUAGCCCUUCGUGUACUGACACAUUCCCUAUAAUGUUCUCUGUGUGUUAUUUGCCGCAGUAUUCUUCUGUUUGAAGAUGGUCGAGUGCUAAAGCUGUGCGACUUUGGCACUGCUCGCAAGUUGGAACACACACUCACCAACGCAGUGGGCACUUCGUGGUACAUGGCGCCUGAAGUCAUCAGAGGUGGGAGACCUCCAAUGAUUGCUAGACUGCCAAAGUGUCUGGAGGAGCUCAUCAAAAAGUGUUGGGAUGAAGGUUCGCACAAGAGACCAUCAUUUCGCGAGAUUAAAUCUAAACUGGAAAGACUUGUCAAAUUGAUUAAGAUUGAACAGGGAAGGCCGUUUAUUCGAGUCAAGAAGACAGAGGAGGCGGAGUCUGGGGUGGGACAAGGGGCGGAGCAAGAGGCAGAGCAAGAGGCGGAGCCAGAGAAAACGCCGUCUCCCGAGAAGACAGACUCAGACUCGAGGAAGAAUCAAGCCUCGCCCCGCCCCUCCCCUCCUCCUCGCUCUACCCCCUCCCCCACUUCCCCCUCCUCCCACAUUCCUCCCUCCCCCUCCUCCCACAUUCCUCCCUCCCCGUCCUCCCACAUUCCUCCCUCCCCGUCCUCCCACAUUCCUCCCUCCCCGUCCUCCCACAUUCCUCCCUCCCCAUCCUCCCAAAUUCCACCCUCCCCCUCCUCCCAAAUUCCUCCCUCCCCAUCCUCCCACAUUCCUCCCUCCCACAUGACACCCUCCCAGAGCACACCCUCGCUGCCGUCUGCCGCAUAUCGCCCGACCUCUAUCCCCAAACUCCCUCCUUCCUCCUCACACGGCCGCCUUCCUCAUGAUCACCACGUUACCCCCGGGGCGGCAAUUACACCACUGCAGCUGAGCUCACUCGUACGGAGAGACUCCAACUGUACAAGCAGCAGUCCAGCCCGGCGGGGGAGGGAGGUCACCUGCCCGAGGCCCCGCCCACUUCCUCCGCGGACCUUCUCUCCAGCUCGUACCCCCAGACCCAGCUCUCCCCCCUCAUGGAGAGACGGAGACUGGGCCGUCCCUCCACUCCCGUCUCACACACGCCUGCCGGCCCGUUCAGGGGACCAUCUAGUGCCUUUCUCCCCGCCAGCGUUCUCCCCGCACUCAACAAAACCUCCAACCAUCACCCACCAAGACUCUGUAGCUAUUGAGAGAGAAGGAGAGGAGGAGGAUGUGGUGAGUCAGAAGCAGAGACAGCAGUGGUUCCAGCAGGUAGAGGAGAAGAGCAAGAGUGGAGAGUGGGACGACGGAUCUCCCCUCCUCCUCAUCUGUCCAUUUAUCCCACUGCCAUUCCGGGCACUCACUACUCCAUCCCUGGACUCCAUCCGGACUGGCAGCAGCUCAGACUCCCUGCAACUCUUCCACAGGUACAAAGAGGCAGCACAGCAGUUGGUAAAGACAAGCAGUGAAGUAGCCCACCUAACUGAAAUCUGUGCCAAAUUGAACCAGGAAAUCAGACAAGAUGAGGUCACCCUUGAGAAAAACAAGUCUUCUAAAGACCACUACCAGAAACUGCUCAAUCAGAAGGAUACGAUGGUGAGCGAAUUGCAAAGGAUAAAAGGUCAACUGGCUCAGAAUCGGACCAGAAGCUAUUGAUGUUUUAGGAUCACUUUAUAUCAUUAAGUACGUAUGUGUGUGGUUCCUAAAGAGUAAACUUUUAGUUGUCACAAUAAUUUCGAACACUGUUGUGUAUACAUGUAUUGUAGAAUUUUGUGUGCAUUUUAUUUUUUUAUCCUCUUAGUUUGCAAAAAGCGCACUUUGCAACCCGUGUGUGUUUGCUUAAAUUCUUUGACUUUCAUGAAGAAAAAACCAAAAAUGCUAUUGUUGCAGAAUGCAUUUUAGCCAACCAUUGUUCUUUUUCUGCCUCUCGUUCUGACUUCGUCC